AUGGGUCGACGGUCGCAUUCGUCGUCAUCGUCCAUAGCGUGGCGCCAUCUGAGCCCGUCGUACUACCUUAGGCGGCCGGCGCGCCUUGCCCUCCUCCUCGUCGGCUUUGUCGCCGCCUGGGACCGCCUCUCCCUCGUUCGCGACUAUGAGGCUGAGAUAUCCCGAUUGGAUGAGGAGGUAAAUCAGCUGCAUGACCAGUUAAGAAUGGCUGGAAUUUCUCUGGAUGAAAAUCUAAAUAUCGAAAGCAUCAUCAAGAAACAUCAUCUAGAAGUUGACCCUGUCAAUAAUGUGAGGAGAGAAAAGGUUAAGGAAGCUAUGCUUCACGCUUGGAACUCAUAUGUAAAGUAUGCAUGGGGACAGGAUGAGCUCCAGCCUCAGUCAAAGAAUGGUGUCAAUAGUUUUGGUGGCCUUGGGGCAACAAUUGUGGACUCACUUGAUACACUACAUAUAAUGGGAUUAAAAGAUGAAUUCCAGAAGGCUAGAGACUGGGUCACAGAAUCAUUAAACUUUGACAAGGAUUACGAAGCAAGCGUGUUUGAAACAACAAUAAGAGUAGUUGGAGGUCUUCUGGCCUAG
Messenger RNA from Miscanthus lutarioriparius, 576 nucleotides. The record is from the annotation of a GenBank genome assembly. NCBI's taxonomy places the organism in Eukaryota, Viridiplantae, Streptophyta, Magnoliopsida, Poales, Poaceae.